UGUCUUAUCCCCGAUAGGUUUAGCUGUCUUCGUGGCUCGAAGCCAGCGUCAGUUAUGACCAACAAAGACGCGAAGAGUAUCAACGUCAUCGCUUCUGCACCUUCGCCGGCCUUGGACACGCCUUUCUGCGUACACUUCACUGGUCACCGCACAACCUUCUUAGGGCAGAACAAACAUGGACAAGAAAGAUUGGUCGUAUAUCUGCCUGCCAUAAUAUCAACGGACGCCGGGCUUUCAAGCUCAUGUUUCUCGGGCACUUUGCUUUCAAUGCUGCGUACUCCAAGGACACAAGCCUCUGCGGGCAGUUCCCAAAGCGGACGAAGGCCCCUCCUGGCCAGCUCACACUACCUCUGCCUUGGGCUGACUGACUCCCACUUGCACCUGCAAAUUUCGCCUUGUUAAUCCACAUUUCGAAAGCAAGGAGCAAUGCGCAGUGGACAAGUCGUUGCCUGCUGUUGCGCUGUCAUCGUCACCAUAGCUCUUUCAUCCGUGGCAUCCACAUUGCCUGAAAGAAAGAGUUACCUCUCCCCGUUUCAAGAUGCUUGGAAGACCUUUCUUCAGACCUCCGUGUUCGUGCUGUACCAGAGAUCGUUCGAACGUGACCACCUUGUCGGAGGGGACGGCCAGUGCUUCCAUGGCAGAAACUACGAGUGGAAUCACGAAGAAAAAUACUCCCGCGCCGAGACGUAUUACUGGGACAACGCGACGGCAAAAAUUGUAAGGACGCCUGUGUACUUAUACCCUGAAGCAACCCCAGGAUAUGAGGUACCGAAUACAAUGACGGUCUCUCCCUACAAAGGCAAGCUUGUAUCCGUCUACUAUCCAUUCGUGGUCUCUGAGUAUGACAACUGUGAUAUACUCCGUUCUCCGAGGCACGACAAUGGCUGCGAGCUCUGGGUCACCCGGCAAGGGGUGCAGAACGUCAGCAGCGCCUGCCUUUUCAUCUACGAUCUCUUAUGCGGACCUAACAAGUUUCAAAAGUACGAUGAAGAAUUCUGCAGAGAUAAAAUUCAGAUUACGUAAUAAAUGCCUAAUGUCUCAC
Molecule: messenger RNA, 1042 nt
Organism: Dermacentor albipictus
Lineage: Eukaryota; Metazoa; Arthropoda; Arachnida; Ixodida; Ixodidae
Source: RefSeq, a predicted model, not a curated record